This is a messenger RNA of Arvicanthis niloticus (Nile rat), 2002 nucleotides long. RefSeq names its product phospholipid phosphatase 7 (inactive) (gene Plpp7). Gene Ontology annotation, molecular function: sphingosine-1-phosphate phosphatase activity. The record is from RefSeq and is a predicted model, not a curated record. Gene Ontology annotation, cellular component: nuclear envelope. Lineage: Eukaryota; Metazoa; Chordata; Mammalia; Rodentia; Muridae.
AGAUUUAAAUAGCCCAAGCCCGAGGCAGCCAGGCCUCUGCUGUGGACUCAUCCGCCUCUCCGUGGCUCUAUUGGCGCUGGCCCCUUAAGGGUGGGCUCUAUUGGCUGCCCAGCUGUCAUUGACGUCCUCCUAGGAGCCGGGUGGCAGCUGGAGGUAAAUAGCCAUGUGCAAUUCUCCUCUCUAUAUUUAACAGCUGCUACAGAGAAGGUGGCGGCUCCUGUCUUCUGGGAGAAGGCCCUUGGAACUGGGCUGGGACUGGCCUUCUCAUAGUAAGUGAGGUCACCAUGCCAGCUUCCCAGAGCCGAGCCCGUGCCAGGGAUCGCAACAAUGUCCUCAACCGGGCUGAGUUCCUGUCCCUGAACCAGCCCCCCAAGGGGACCCAGGAGCCCAGAAGCUCAGGUAGGAAGGCCUCAGGGCCCUCAACACAGCCCCCACCCUCCAGCGACGGGGCCCGGGAGCGUCGCCAGUCACAGCAGCUGCCCGAGGAGGACUGCAUGCAGCUGAACCCCUCAUUCAAGGGCAUCGCCUUCAACUCGCUGCUGGCUAUUGACAUCUGCAUGUCCAAGCGACUGGGGGUGUGUGCUGGCCGAGCUGCAUCCUGGGCCAGUGCCCGCUCCAUGGUCAAGCUCAUUGGCAUCACAGGCCACGGCAUUCCUUGGAUCGGUGGCACCAUCCUCUGCCUGGUGAGAAGCAGCACCCUGGCUGGCCAAGAGGUGCUCAUGAACCUGCUGCUAGCCCUGCUCUUGGACAUCAUGACAGUGGCUGGGGUACAGAAACUCAUCAAGCGCCGUGGCCCAUAUGAGACCAGCCCAGGGCUCCUGGACUACCUCACCAUGGACAUCUAUGCCUUCCCUGCCGGCCAUGCCAGCCGUGCCGCCAUGGUGUCCAAGUUCUUCCUGAGCCACCUGGUGCUGGCGGUGCCGUUGCGCGUGCUGCUGGUGCUCUGGGCCUUCUGCGUGGGCUUGUCUCGGGUGAUGAUUGGACGCCACCACAUUACAGACGUCAUCUCAGGCUUCAUCAUCGGCUACUUCCAGUUCCGCCUGGUGGAGCUCGUAUGGAUGUCCUCCAACACCUGCCAGAUGCUUAUCUCUGCCUGGUGAGCUGCCACCCACCCCCACCCGGGCUCUGGGCAGAACUGGCCCCAGAGAGGUGGCUAGAGGUGGGUCAGUGGGGACGGACUGACUCAACUUCCCCAUCCAGGGGAGCUGGUUUGUUAAUACUGUGGGGGCUUUGUCUAUUUCACUGGACUCUGCAUCCUUAGAGGCAGCCAGGACGACUCACACGGCAGUCGUGCUUAGCCUCCAUUCCUUGUCUGAAGGCAACAGACAAGAACAAGAUGGCCGUGGGAGGGGCAGAGUCUUGUCCCCUCGUCACCAUGACAGUAGCAGCUGUACUGUGCUACCACACCAUGGCACAAAGUUUGGGGAAGUACGCCCACCACUCAUCCAACACAGGAGCUGGUCUAUCAGUGGUCACUGACAGCUUAGGGUAGCAGGUUCCAAAGGGUACUUUGGGGCCCCAGCUUGCAAGAUACUUCGGAGGGAAAGGCUUUUGUGUCCCAGUGCAUUUUGGGAAGUCCUGCAAACUUGGCCCCACAGUGGAUGUUCACAAGAACGUAGAUUGGAAAGACACUGACGUGGCCUAUAGAAAACCCAGCCAUUGAAGUCUUGUUUAGCUCAGCAUUUCCGAAAUUUACUUGACCAUAGGAGCCUUUUCUUCAGAAAUAGCUAUUAACCCACCAGGAACCUAUUGAAUCUGCGAAGCUGCCGCCCAGGAGCAGGAGGGCCUGGGAUGUGAGCUAGCCUCUCCCAACACCCAGCCCUGAGGCCUGGGGAAGGCAGGUGCUCCACAGAAAGACCUGCAGAAGGUUCCUGCCAUGGUCUCUGGUCAUUGCUGCUGCUUUGGCCCCCAGGGGCCGGACUCUGUGUGACCUAAUAGGUCGUUUCCAAGUCAGACACUUAGGGAUAUGCAUUUCAUGUGACAAUACAGUGAUAUGAAAAUG